CGGGGGCAACAGAAAGAGUCGUGCAUCACUGGAUCGACCGAGAGACCAUGAAAAUACAAGACACGAUGACUUCCACAAUCAUGACAAGUUCCAUAGUUAAGGCCAAAAAGCAACCUCCGGACAAAACUUCAGUUACAAGAGGAAAAAAAAAACCCUUUUUUUAGAAGCAUCCCUCCUCUCUUCACAUGCAUAUGUAAUGGAUUGGUCCUAUCCAGAAGCGCUCCACUUAAAGAAGAAAAAUCAAGAAAAUAAACACAAACAAUACUAAGUACCCAAGCAGGAUUGAAAAAACUUCUUCUCUAUCGAACCCUAAUUUGUUGAAAUACCAUAAAACAAUAGACAUUUACGACCUCACUCGGAGGAGAAAUGAACUUCAUUCGGGGUAGAAGUCAUUUUUACAUACCAGGACAGGGUGGCCAUAAAAAUCAGCAAGGGACGAGGGAACCACUAGCUUACUGUUCAUACAAAGUUCAUUUUGAAGUAACUUAAUCACAAUAAAUAAAAAAGAAGAAGGUUUUAACUUCCCAAAAAAUUAAAAAAAAAACUAACCAAAUAAAUAUAAUUUAGGGCUUUGAGGACUUAAAAUCUUUGUUGAGUCAUUCCCAAACCAAACAACGCAAUAGAUUAGCUGAGUAUGAGCAAAACAACAAGGGGAUCCAGACAAAUAAACAGCAAUAGAAAUAACCAAAUAUUAAAAGAAUAAAAUAACGGGCAUAUAACUCUCACGGGUCACGACUCGCUGCCCAUCUUAAUUAUCGUCACCUUGUUCUUUGUUUUGUCCUUGUGACCCACUCCCUUUGUUUAAAUCUAAAACACCCAAGAAAAAUAAUUUCUCAUCUGUUUCCCACAACAAUCUCCAAUUAAUUUUCUCUCUCUCUCUCUGAUCCUCCUUGAAAAUGUAUAAUGGUAAUCAAGAUCGCGAUGACAUGCCAAUGCCCCCAGGACCAAUGUCAGAUGGAAACAUGAACAUGAGCAUGAGCUCAAUGGACAUGGUGAUGCACAUGAGCUUCUACUGGGGGAAACAUGCUAUAGUCUUAUUCUCCGGAUGGCCAAAAGACAGCCUUGGAAUGUAUAUGUUGGCUUUGGCGUUUGUGUUUUUGCUAGCUGUUGCUGUUGAGGUUUUGUCAGUCUCUCCAAAACCAAAACAGGGCUCCAAUGCAAUGUUGGGUGCCUGUUUCGAAGCUGCUGUUUAUGCUGCUCGUAUGGGAUUGGCUUACAUGGUUAUGCUUGCUGUUAUGUCUUUCAAUCUGGGUAUCUUUAUAGCUGCGGUGGCUGGCCAUGCCAUCGGCUUAUUUUUCGUCAAAGUUCGGGCUCUUGCCGCCGCUAACCGAGGGGAUACAAGCAGUAACUCUCUUUUUCCUAAAGUUUGAAUUUCUUUUUCUUUUUUUUUUUUUGGUUUUUCAAUCAAGAUGUCCUCUUAGUUCUAUGCUUUUGAUGUCUUCUUUUAUUUUGGUCCUAUCUUCAUGUGUAUUUUGAAUUUCUUUUAAAAAAAUUUCGAAUUCAAAUU
Molecule: messenger RNA, 1507 nt
Organism: Manihot esculenta (cassava)
Lineage: Eukaryota; Viridiplantae; Streptophyta; Magnoliopsida; Malpighiales; Euphorbiaceae
Product: copper transporter 6
Exons: 1
Coding region: 897-1370 (157 amino acids)
Biological process (GO): intracellular copper ion homeostasis; copper ion transmembrane transport
Cellular component (GO): plasma membrane
Molecular function (GO): copper ion transmembrane transporter activity
Source: RefSeq, a predicted model, not a curated record